AUGGCGGCUGCUGCGUGGCGUGCUUCACAAAGGGAGUCGGCCAUGCAGGUCUGCCGAGAGAUUUUGCAGCAAGGAGGCAUCUUGGUGGACAGGGGACACGGCCAGAUUCUCAAGAAGACCUUGGAGGAUGGCUCAUCUGUUGUCUGCACUCAAUGUGGGGCACUGGUCGCCUGGUCAAGGGCGGAGGCUCACCGGUCCUUUUGGUGCCAAAGCUUGAAGGAUGAGGCUGAGGCCGCGGAUCCCCUGCAGUGUGACGACGGUAGUGGGCCGAACCACAUGCAGCUGGACUAA
Molecule: messenger RNA, 291 nt
Organism: Symbiodinium natans
Lineage: Eukaryota; Dinophyceae; Suessiales; Symbiodiniaceae
Source: the annotation of a GenBank genome assembly